This is a messenger RNA of Cutaneotrichosporon cavernicola, 1731 nucleotides long. RefSeq lists its product as uncharacterized. The coding region runs from base 1 to 1731 and encodes 576 amino acids. NCBI's taxonomy places the organism in Eukaryota, Fungi, Basidiomycota, Tremellomycetes, Trichosporonales, Trichosporonaceae. The record is from RefSeq and is a predicted model, not a curated record. Gene Ontology annotation, biological process: protein deubiquitination. The transcript has 4 exons. Gene Ontology annotation, molecular function: zinc ion binding; cysteine-type deubiquitinase activity.
AUGGCAGCAACACCGCAGCCUCUCAGUCUCCCUCCAGUAGAAGGGGACACUUUGAUCUGCUCGCAUCUCCGUACACUUGUCCAGCGGGGCCAGGAACAAGUCGAGCGCCGCUUCGUCGACGUCGUCCGCUGGGGUGCGCUGGACCAAGGUGCCAAGCGUCGUAAAACUGCACCACCUGCGUGCCAUGCAUGUGCUGCACCACUCUCUCAACCGUGGGCCUGCCUGACAUGUGACUUUGUCGGUUGUGCGCCACUGCACGCCUCCACCUCGCGGGCGGCGCGUGACUGUCUCCUCUCCCAUUUUGCGAAUAGCACGCGCUGCGAGUUUGAAGCUGCGGAGCCUGGGACCGGUGCGAUUUUCUGCUCCGAGUGCGACGACUGCAUCUACCCCGACAGCUUUGAGAGCCUGUUCCGCGCCACCCGGAUCCAGGUAGAGGAGGCGCACGACCGCUCGCGCGAGGGUGCAAUCGGCGGACGCGGGCGUGGUCGUGGCCACUGGCGAGCGUGGGAAGGAAAGGUUCCGGAAAAGGUUGCGCGGGCGUCUUGCCGCGGUCUCAGGCCACUCCUGAACCUCUCACAGACAUGCUUUCUCUCGGCGAUCCUACAAGCGCUCAUCCACAACCCGCUACUCAAGGCUUAUUUUUUGAGCGACAAGCAUAACCGACAUGUCUGUCCCAAUGGCGGUCCCCGUGGUUUGGCGGUUGGUAGGCCGACUGGAACGGACGGCGCACCCUCGGAGCGUGAGAAGGGCUGUCUCUGCUGUGAGAUGGACCGAGCGUUUGAAGAGUUCUACGCCGACGACUCGAGCCCGUUCGGACCCAUCACGAUGCUGUAUGCGAUGUGGCACGCCAGCACCGAACUCGAAGGACAUGGGCAGCAGGAUGCGCACUCGUUCUUCUUGGCCGCCCUGGACCAAAUCCAUGCCCAUGCAAAGGGCCAGCUCGCGAGCUGCAACUGUAUCGCGCACAUGACGUUUGCGGGGUCGCUCGUCUCGUCGGUCACCUGCUCGGGAUGCGGGGAGACCAACGCGACAGUCGACCCGAUACUCGACAUCCAGCUCGACUUUCCCUACACUCCGCAGGCCGAGCCUUUGACUCUUGGCGCGCUGCUCCGCCGUUACUGUGCCGAGGAGAAGAUUGGUGACCAUGGUCGGGGUUACGCUUGCGGCCGCUGCGGGGGCGGUAAGGGGGUGACGGCGUCCAAAAAGUUGAGCAUUAAGAAGCUCCCGCCCGUUUUGAGCUUCCAGCUGAAGCGUUUCGCCCACAAUGCGACGAGUAGCAAGGUCGAGACGCCAGUGCGCUUUCCCAGUCACCUCGAUAUGCGGCCGUAUGUCGAGACUGCUGCCGGCCCGGUCUCAAAAGCCCCCAGUGUGGUGGACGGCUCGGUACCAGCCAAGGAGAUUGAUGAGGACGACCUGCCCAGUUCACUGUACAGCUACGACCUGUUUGCUGUCGUCACCCACGAAGGCAAGCUCGACAACGGGCACUACUGGGCGGACGUGCGGUCGGGCGACGAAUGGUGGCACUGCGACGACGACAAGGUCACUCCCACUACUCUGGGCGCCGCUCUCCGGCAGAAUGCUUACAUGCUCUUCUAUGUACGGAGAUCUCUCGCGUAUGGCGAGCGCAUGACGAGCGUUCUCAACAAUGCCCACGGCGCCGGAAAAACGGUCAACGGCAAGGCCAAUGGCGUCGCGAACGGCUCGGCGAGCGGCACUGCGAGCGCGGCUUGA